Molecule: messenger RNA, 5510 nt
Organism: Callorhinchus milii (elephant shark)
Lineage: Eukaryota; Metazoa; Chordata; Chondrichthyes; Chimaeriformes; Callorhinchidae
Exons: 31
Coding region: 324-5390 (1688 amino acids)
Biological process (GO): intercellular bridge organization; mitotic sister chromatid separation; mitotic spindle assembly checkpoint signaling
Cellular component (GO): midbody; intercellular bridge; kinetochore
Molecular function (GO): protein kinase activity; ATP binding
Source: RefSeq, a predicted model, not a curated record
GGAAGCCGACGGUGUACCGCGGUGCGGUAGGUGCCAGUGCGGAUAUUAUAAAUAGUCUUGGACAGACCCCACUUUUUAUAGCUGCUUUGCUGAACCUUGCCAAAUUAGUAGAUGUAUUACUGGAAUAUGGAGCAAGCCCUAACCACCGUUGUGAAGAUAGAAGUACUCCAGUGCAUGCUGCUGCCUUUUCAUGUAGUCAGUGGAUUCUUAGUAAACUACUUGACGCUGGAGGUGAUUUGCGCCUGAAUGAUAAGGAUGGAAGAAUUCCUCGUAACUGGGCUGAGUCAGCAGGGACGGAACAGAAUUCUCGGAUACUGGAAUUUAUGCAGAGGUGCGCUUCACACAUGAAAGGAAUUGCACAACAGAUUGUCUGCAAUAAUGCACAGCGAAUUGGCAGUUCAUCGCAAACACUGAUUCGGAACCCUUCUAUACUGAACAAAAUUGCUUAUGGAAACAAAGAUCUGCAACUUCUCAGCAUGCCUAAAGCCAGAAGUAUGUUUUCAGAGAGUAUUCGGUGUUUUGGAUUUGGGAAGUUUUAUAUGCAUGGACCAGGACGUUUGGCUUACCUUGCCUCCAUCCCCGUUGUCAAUGAGAAGGAAUUAGUGCAGGCAGAUGAUGAACCAACUUUUUCCUAUCCAAAUGGACCGUACACAACUAUGUCUAAUUUAACUUGGAAUGGAAUCCGUAUCACAGUGAAACAGAUGAACCUUCCACCACACCAAAACUGCAGCAAACGCUUGUCGGCUGAUCUGCUGAUCGCAGAGCAAGAAUACAACAGUAAGCUUCGGCACCCAAAUCUUUUGCUGCUGAUGGCUGUGUGUCAGUCGUCUGAUCUGGAUCAGAUCCGUCUAGUGUACGAGAGGAUUAAUCUUGGUUCCCUUUAUGGUGUUCUGCAUGAGAGGCGCUCAGAGUUCCCAGUGCUGCGCGUGGAAGUGAUUGUACAGAUGCUGUUGCAGAUUACUGAUGUUCUCAUUUAUCUUCACUCACGUGGAUACAUCCAUCGAGCUAUCACCUCUCAUGCUGUACAGCUCGUAUUACCUGGCAUUGCCAAAUUAAGCAACUUUGAAUUCAUGGUCGAAAGCGUCGAUGGAGGAAUAUACAGCGAUCUCUCCCGGUUUCCUGUUCCUCCACAGUUUUACAAUUGGUUGGCACCUGAGGUAAUUCGUGGAAAAUUCUCCUCGGUCAAGUCAGACAUCUACAGCCUCUGCACCUUGAUUCAGGAACUCUUUACAGAUACUGUUCCAUGGGAAGAUAUGGAUGGACUGGCUGUGAAGGAGCUAUUGGGAGCUGGACAUUGUUUAAGUGUAGAUGAACGAGUACCUGCGCCAUACUAUGAUAUUGUCCGAACUGGGAUGCAAGUUAAACCUCGGAAUCGGACUAUGUGUCUUCAAGAUAUCCGGUUUAUUCUGCGAAACGACAUCAAGGACCUGAUUAUCAAUCAGAAACAUGCUUUUGAGAACGUUGAUAGUGAUAUACAGAGCGAAUGUGUUAACAUACCUGUUGGGGCUAGCACAGAUAUUUCUAGCUACAGGAGGCAGCCUGAAUACUUGGAACAACUUGAAAUGGAGAAUACUGUCAGCAGGAGAGAGACUGAGUAUUUGGAACAAGGCCAAAUCAUGUAUAAUGAUGACUAUCAGUAUUACAACAUGGGUCGCCGCACAAGCUUUAGUCCUAAGCAACAAAGCCAAACAAAUGUUGAGGCCGACAGUAAAAUAUCACAGGAGAUUAUAGUGCUGUGUAAUUCUUGGAAAACAGAACAGAUUACUGAUGAUGGGAUUGCUUCCAGGGCACCCGAAAAAGUUUUUCAUAAAGAUAAACUUAGCAGUGGCUACAGUUCAUGGAACAAACCUGAGCAACACAAUAUACCUGAGUUAGCUGAAACCAACCCCAUAAAAUAUGGCAUAGAACAAGCAGAUAUUCUCCAACACUUAAAUGAACUGGACGUUGUAUUAGAGAAAGAAAUUGUGGUUACUUCUGAAAGACAGAGGGCAGGUGAUGGUUUAGAGGCAGAACAGUUACAGUACAGUGACACACGGUAUUCCGCAGUGGAGGACACUGAUGGACAUAGCAGUGCAUGGUUGGAAACAGACACCGAAUAUGCAACAGAAGAGGAAGACAAACAGAAUGAUCCGACUCCAAACAGAUGCUCAAAAUGGACAGUAGUAAAAGAUUCAAGAAGUGAUCAAGACAGGUAUGGCCAAAGCUCUUCCAAUUCACUGAACAGAGCAUGUGAAGAAGAGAGAGAAAUUGCUGCCAAUGUAUCAAUUCAGCAUUCAGUCAGAACCUGCUCAAUCAACAUUCAGGCAUCAAAGAACCUGGUACAGCAAGCGUGUAGUGCACUUGAUCAUGUAAAAAGACGAUGUGACCCUGGGGUUAAUUCAUCACAGAAGUCUGUGGAAAUUGAUAAAAUGAGUGAUUUUCAGCCAUUGGAAAAGGUUCCUUGCAAUAAACCAAGCUAUGAUGAAGUGGACUAUCAUAAAAAAAAUGAAAAGGGGAAUAAAAAGUUUGACUCAGAUAACGAAGGUAAUCUUGUGAUCCCCAUAUCCAUAGCUCCACCAAAACGCUAUCGGCCACCUGUGUACAGAGCGGAGAAGAGAAAUGUGUCUGGGAGAUGUCGCAAAGCAGCAGCAAAUCUUCCAAAUUGGACACAAAGUCAGCAUGCAUCAACAGGGAAAGACAGCACCAACUCUGAGGUUUUGAGAACAUCGGACACGUUUGCCGAUGGGACACAAACUACUUGCUCACUUAAGAACCAAAUUAAUGAAGAAGAGAGUGAUUACAGCUCUGCUCUUGAUGAAAGUUUUAUGCACAGCUCUACUCUUGAUGAAAGUUUCAUGUCUUUGUCAGAGCAAAAGGUUGCAAAAGUCUCCAAGGGUAGGAAGGACCGUAACAGAUGUAUAAUACAUGAUCAGAAUGCAGAGGUCAUACCUGCUCACAAAGGUUGUAUAUCUAUGAGAAUCCCAACAGAGGUCAGCCAGCGAAGAUAUAGAAAGCAGUGUAUUUACCUGUCAGGCAAUGGAGAAAUACGCACAACUCAAAGCACUGUACCAGAGAGAGUGAAAGUGAGACGAAAGAAAGAGACUUACAAUUUCUCAAGUUCAGGAAAAACACAGCAUCAACAUUAUAAAAAAAAACAAAAAAUAAAAGUUGAUCAGAGAACAGGGAAAUCCAACUGGACAGAUGAAGUGGCAGAAGUGGUUGAAAGAAUGACAUCGGGAUAUCUGCCAGUUUCACAAGAGCAACCAAAGGAAAAGGGCCGUAAAAACUCACAGAAUGAAAAUGAAGAGGAGCUCUUCCGUCGUUUUGCAAAUAGAUCCCAGGAAAACAGGGAGCUGAAGGACUACAAUAGAUAUUGUGGGAUAAGCAAAAAAGUAGAGAAACAUCAAUUGGAUUCUAAACUAACGGAACAUGAUCCACUCAACAAUGUCCGAGAAGAGAUGCCGAUGGAGAGUGAUAGUAGUGGAGAUCUAGAGGAAAUUUUUCGAAGUUUUGCAGGACAGAGAGAAUCUGCAGAUGAAAAGCUGUCAGAAAGCAGCAAAGAAGAAUUGGAGGAGAGAACCGACUUGGAUGAGACAUUUAUCACAAAUAGAGGACAAAGGAAAAGUUAUAAGGAGAAUCUGGAACAGUUUUCUACGUCAGAUUUUGCAUUUGAAUCAUCACUUGAUGUGUCCGAUGAAUUUUUCACUCCCAAUCUUCAAUUUGUCUCAUUCAGCUCUAGGAAUUUGGCAAGUACAGGCUUCAGCAAUAUUCAGUAUGCCCAAGAGUCCACUACAAGUUCUGAAGAGGAGUUAGAAAUUACCAGAGAGGUUUGCCAGCAAAAUUUAGAUUCCACGAAACAUUCCUUCAGUUCAGAUUCUGAUGCUGUUGGAGGAAAAAUGGUGAUCCAUAAGGUAAAUGUGGAAAAGAGCAUUGAGAGAGACUGGAGUGGAGUCAGCAAACACAGUUUUACACCUUUGAUCGGGGUUGCCCAAGCAACAGAGAUUGGAAUGGUCACAGCAUUAGACUAUAAUCAUCGAGAACUAAAAGGAACGCUGGACAAACAUGAAGUAUCAAUGCCAGAUAUACAGAACAUCUCUUGUAUUCCAUGUGAUGGCCACUUUGCUGAUGCUAUUUUGCUGUCAAAAACACCUAUGUCAACACAUAUGCCUUUUAAUAACAGUACUCCAUAUUCCAUUAGCCCAGGGAAGAAAUUGUCCCAAAGUCAUCGACUGUAUAAAACUAGAUCUGAACCACUCCUGAUCCAAACUAGUAAGAAUUUAAACACCUCCCUGUGGCCCAGUUGUGAUUCAAGUGCAUCAAUCCCUAGGACAUUUGCUACAGCGUGUGAUGGGACCAGCAAAUUGGAAUCACCCAGUACUCAACGUGAAACACAGUUCUCAGCAACAACUGAAUGGGUGGCACCAUCUGUGCACAGUAUUGCUCAUUCUCCAUUGGGAGUGGUCAAAGCAAAGUUAUCACCAGUCUCUUCCCCCGGUCUAAAAGAUAAGAAUCAUCAAUUUAAUACUAUCUACUUGGUCAACAUGGAAAAAACCUUACAGGUACCUGAGUAUAAUUCAGCUGCAGAGAGUGGCGAGUUAGAAGUUCAUGGAUCCAAAAAAAUGCAUGAGAACCUUUUAUUGUCUGAGGACAAGCAAUGUAGAAAGCCAGGUGACAAGGAAGGUCUCAGUCAGGAAGCAGAGAUGCUGCUAGCACCGAGUUUACUGAGCAGCACACUUGCUGAUGGGCAAGUCAUCACCUUUGCAGCCUAUACCGAUAACAGCCACGACAGCCAGUGUUCAGUGGAUGAAAUGAAUUCUGCGUUUAUCAGCAAAGGAAAUGAGGGGAUGGACAUAACUAAUGAAAUGUGCGACAACAAUGAGCAGGAGCGAGAAAAAAUGAAGCAGUUGCCAUUUGGUAUAACAUCAGAUGAGAAUGUUCAGGCCUACGGCAAUGAACAGAAGGAAAGGCUUGCACCAGACAGGCAACAGGAAGUGAGCCAUGGCAUAUUGAGACUUCUCAGUGAUUCUGAAAGGAGCAAAAUACAGAAUAUACUGGAAGAGAGUGAGAGAGCUCAUUCUACGUUGGAUGAUGUUCUGGAGGGGAUACUGGAAUCCCAAGAUCAACCAAAGCAAAAAGUAAACAAGGUUUCAAUGAACAGGAAUGAGACAGCCAAGGAAGAGGUCUUCAGGCCAGAGCAGCUUAUACAGAUGGUACCUCAUAUUGAAGAUUCUGCUCUCAGUGGAAAACAAACUAAGACUGGAGAGGGGGGAGUGGAGGACUCAUUGGAAAGCAGAGCACGAGAAACAAAUGUUUCAUUUGAAAAUGGCGUGAGUGAAGAGAGUUCCAAUAGACAAAGAGUAAACUGGUCCCAACCUCACAGAGUGAUCAUCUUGGAACCAAAUAGCAGCUGAUCAUAAUCCACACAAGGAAUCUCAGUCCAACCAGAAAAGCAGAAUGAGCUUCUGUCUUCCCAUAACCAAUUCCAUUAUAGGUUUGUAAACAAAACCCAUUAAAAGGUUCUUAAACUGUAA